This is a messenger RNA of Candoia aspera, 2104 nucleotides long. It is a transcript of the gene DTWD2, whose product is annotated as DTW domain containing 2. Lineage: Eukaryota; Metazoa; Chordata; Lepidosauria; Squamata; Candoiidae. The transcript is spliced from 6 exons. The record is from RefSeq and is a predicted model, not a curated record. Bases 212 to 1057 code for a protein of 281 amino acids.
CGGGUUCAGAAGCGGUCCUAGUGCGACCUCCUUCACGUGUUCCUAGAGACACAUUAGGAAGUAAAGGUUGGCCAGGUUGCUGGUUUGGCUGCUCAGGAUUUCAGGCAGUCUUCCCCAGCGCUGCCUGCAGACCCCAGGAAUUGCGGCUGGCCCGUUCUGUACGCAAAGCAUUGAGCUCUCCCCUGAGGUGGAGUUACCCUUCGCGGCAGCCAUGGAGAAGGGGCUAUCAUCAAUGGAAGCAGCGGGAAACGGGGAGAAGCAGCAGCAGUUUGCAACUCCUGUUCCUGAGAAUGAGCCUGAGGAAUGCGAAGAGAACUGUGGAGGCCUCUGGGAGCUGCCCGUGGAGCUCAGCGCGCGGAGACCGGAGUGUGACCGCUGCGGUCGUCCUCAAAAGGUGUGCCUCUGUCCAUUCUUGCCAGUUCAUCCUUUGAAAGUCUCCACUUGUUUAUAUAUUAUCCAGCAUCCAGCAGAGGAAAGUAGAGUGCUACGAACAGUGCCUCUUCUAACUGCUUGUCUUCCUGAAGACAAAUGUAAAGUCUUGAUUGGCCGACGCUUCAAUGAAGACAGGUACCCUGAAUUAGCAUCUGUAUGCAGAAGUUCAAAUACCUUAAUAUUGUAUCCUGGAGCUGGAGCAACGAAUUUGGAAGAAAUGGAUUUGAAUUCCACUAAUUCUUAUGUGAUCAUAAUCAUCGAUGGAACAUGGAAUCAAGCAAAAGAUAUAUUUUUAAAGAACUCCAUUUUUCAAAUGCCUAAGCAGGUACAACUGAAAACCAGCUUUUCAAGUCAGUACGUAAUUCGUACCCAGCCCACAAAUGCAUGCCUGUCCACACUUGAAUGUGCAGCUAUUGCCCUUGCCAUCAUGGAAAAAAAUGAUGUUAUUAAAGAGACUGUACUCCGUCCUCUUCAAGCUCUUUGUGCUUUCCAGAUCCAGCAUGGUGCCCAAGUCCAUCACAGCAAAGAGCAUCUUCUUAAAAAUGGUUUAUAUGACAAACCAAUGCCAAAAAAUAAACGCAAACUCAGGAGAAUGGAACUUUUAGUGAAUAAUGUUAAAAUUUAGGAGUCCCAUAUAGAUUUAGUAUUAAAAUAUUUUAUUCCUUUUAGCUAAUGAAGCAGAGUUGAUUAUGGAUUUCAUCCAAAUAACCAUCUCCUAAAAUGAAACAAAUUCACGUGGCUCCCUGCGCAGAGUUCAAGUGUGAUACAAAAGCAAAAUGCCUGCGAAGCUUUUGGAAUUUCUGCCUGCUUUUUUUCAAGACAAUAAUAAUGAUAAAGAUGCAGCAAGAAAUCUUUAACAUUAACAUUUCUUAAGUGUUUUGUUUUGACUUUAAAGAGUAAUAAUUAAAUCAUAAUUUGAAUGUUUUCCCCUUAAUUUCUUAUUAAAGCGGACAUAUGUAAUAUAAAUAUGGAUAUGGCAGGUGUAUAUUGGUACUGUGUAUUGGUACCAUGUAUAUUGGUACCUGGAAGCCCUAGUAGACACAAGAAUCCAAAAUACCUGCUUUCUUAACUUAAAUAACAGUUAACAAACGUGUUUUGAGAUAAGUGUAUUUUGGGGCCUAUGUUUUCCUAUAUCAUUAAAGCCUGGCAAAAAAUAGACAUUCCAAUCUUAAAACGGCAAGCAAAAAAAGAAUAUGGGACAUUCUGUGUUUCUAUGAGAUUGUGAACAUCGUGGCCAUGGCAACUGAAUACAUGAAAGCACAAACUUUUUGUAGAUAUAGCUUGCUAGAUCAUGGUGAUUACAUUCUAUUUUUUCUUGGUGGCAUUGUUUUGUUUAUGUCAGAAGAUUAUAUUUUUAUAUAGAUAGUACAUUUUUAUUGAAGUUGAGGACUGUUAUAAAUUAAAUAUUAAGAGAUGAAAAAUAACACCUUGAGUCAAUAUUAUAUAUCUAACCAUGUAGUUUGUCUAGAUAGAAAUGAAAUCAAUACUUCUGAGAUUAUAAAUUGCAAGUAAAAACUGCUAAUUUUGAGAGAGAAUAUUGCUAUUGUAGAUAGACCUAGAUGAAACAUUUAUACUUGGGAAGUUACUAGCAAUUAGGCUUUGUUUGUAUUGAUGAGAAUGAUGCCAUUUUUUGCUUAUUUCAAACUCAGUAAAGCAUAAUUCUGUUAUUUUA